AUGGACGAUAGCCAUCGUUUGAAGUCGCCUGUGGCUCCUCAUCGUAGCAGUACUCUUCGCCAGACUUCGGACAGGCAAAGUGGGAGGGUGUCUGAUCAACAAGCUGAUCAUGUCGAGCGUUCGUUAAGGAGAAUUAUCAAGAAACUUGGUGAUAUGCGUUUCACCCGGGCACAUCUUGAUCUGCCAUCGAGGGUUACAACUCUCCUGCCGCCUGAUAUCACUACCAUGACAGCAGGCAAAGAGGAAGACAUUGCGACAACACCAAUUCUUUGUUGUCUUCGUGGGUAUUAUAAAUUUUCUCCAACGGAAUGUAAGCAUAGCAAUUUCUAUUUCGGACACCUUACUGAAUAA
Messenger RNA from Marasmius oreades (fairy-ring Marasmius), 351 nucleotides. RefSeq lists its product as uncharacterized. The transcript has 3 exons. Lineage: Eukaryota; Fungi; Basidiomycota; Agaricomycetes; Agaricales; Marasmiaceae. The record is from RefSeq and is a predicted model, not a curated record. The coding region runs from base 1 to 351 and encodes 116 amino acids.